AGUAAGUAAAAUGUCAGAUAAGGUUGAACAAUGGAUUAAUGAUUUGCAAAUAAUAUCUAAACAUCUUAAUGACCUCUUUGUAAAAGAAAUAUUAUUAGUUUAUGAAACUUUAUCUACAGAUAAGUUUAAUAAUUUAAAUAAUAAAAUUGAAUAG
This is a messenger RNA of Cetraspora pellucida, 154 nucleotides long. Lineage: Eukaryota; Fungi; Glomeromycota; Glomeromycetes; Diversisporales; Gigasporaceae. The record is from the annotation of a GenBank genome assembly.